AUGCAGUUGCAUUUAGCUGACAAGACUCCAAUUUUCGUUAAAUCGCGCCCGCUUCCCCUUGCACUUCGCGCGCCGGUCGAGCGCGAGUUGGAGCGGUUGCAGCGAGAUGACGUCAUUUAUAAGGUAGACCGUUCUGAUUACGUAGUUCGCCUGUGCUACUACUACGAUCCCAAGUUACCGUUGCUGUUGUCGGUGGACAGUAGCGCGUAUGGACUCGGCGCGGUUCUCACGCACCGCUACUCCGACGGAUCGGAACGUCUUAUCAGUUGCGCCUCGCGUACUCUUAAUGAGGCCGAGCAACAGGGAUGCUUGGUUUGGGGAUAUAGAGUAAUUAUCCCUGCCAGUUUGCACUCCGCUGUGUUAGACGAAAUACAUUCCGGGCAUAUAGGCGUUGUUAAAAUGAAACAGCUGGCUCGGAACUAUCUGUGGUGGAGCGGCUUGGACGCCGAUAUUGAGCGCGUGUGUCGCGAGUGCACCGCCUGCGCCGCGCUGCGCGCACAGCCGCCGCCCGCGCCGCUGCACUCGUGGAAGUGGCCGGUGGAGCCUUGGUCGCGGUUGAAUGUUGACUUUUUAGGUCCGUUUCGUAAUAAAUAUUAUUUAGUUAUUUUAGAUGCUCAUUCCAAAUGGUUGGAAGUGGAACCAGUGCCAAAUACUUCGGCAGCUACCGUUAUAUCUUGCCUGCGCAAAAUAUUUGCCCGGUUCGGUCUAUGCAAGGUCAUUGUGAGAGACAAUGGUCCACCAUUUUCUUCAUCCGAAUACUUACAUUAUUUGAAUAAGAAUGGAAUCAAGCGAAUAUUAGUCGCCCCAUAUCAUCCAUCGAGUAACGGUGCAGCUGAAAACGUUGUUAAAACUGUAAAGCUAGUAUUAAAGAAGGCUAUAAUCGAAAACGUGAAUUUAGAAAAAGCGUUAUGUACAUUUUUAUUUACAUACAGAAAUACAGAACAUUGUACCACUCAAAAAGAACCCUCCGUGGCACUUUUGGGACACAGGUUACGCGGCAGGUUAGAUCUUUUACGACCGAAUACCAGAGAUGUCAUUCGCGAUAAACAAUCAAGUCAAGAAGAACGUCGCGGUGGCUCAUUGCGAGAAAUGAGCACUGGAGACCGGGUUCUGGUCCAGAACUAUAAUAAUAAUUUAGUAAAAUGGAAGGAAGGUGUAGUGUUGGAUAGAACCGGUCCCGUCUCCUAUUUUGUCAAAACAGACGAUGACAAUCGUACUAGUAGAAGACACGUUGAUCAAAUAGAUGAUACAAGUUCUUGCGAAUGCCUUAUGGAAUUUGUUCAGCGUCAGAAGUCUUUCAUAAAAAAAUGA
Messenger RNA from Pararge aegeria (speckled wood butterfly), 1311 nucleotides. RefSeq lists its product as uncharacterized. Gene Ontology annotation, biological process: DNA integration. The coding region runs from base 1 to 1311 and encodes 436 amino acids. The transcript has 3 exons. The record is from RefSeq and is a predicted model, not a curated record. Gene Ontology annotation, molecular function: nucleic acid binding. Lineage: Eukaryota; Metazoa; Arthropoda; Insecta; Lepidoptera; Nymphalidae.